Purpureocillium lilacinum is the source of this 2142-nucleotide messenger RNA. RefSeq lists its product as uncharacterized. Lineage: Eukaryota; Fungi; Ascomycota; Sordariomycetes; Hypocreales; Ophiocordycipitaceae. Gene Ontology annotation, cellular component: exon-exon junction complex. Gene Ontology annotation, molecular function: mRNA binding. Gene Ontology annotation, biological process: mRNA processing. The record is from RefSeq and is a predicted model, not a curated record.
AUGGCUGCUCCGCGACGCAGGAGAAUCGGCCAUCGGCGCCGCGUCGAGGACGAGGGUGACGACGACGCCCGCACCGACGCGCUCGACCUCGAUGACGAGUCCCUCAGCGACGGCUCGCUCUUGACCGAUGAUAUCGACGCCGGCGAGGAUAGCGACACGAGCAACAUCGAUGAAGCAUCGCCAACAUCGCCUGAUGCCAAGAAGUCGGCAAACGGAGCGCCCAAGACCGCCUCGCGCCAACCCGCGGGCCAGGACGCUCAACAGGCCAGCAGUAAUGCCGUCUCGGACACGGACGCGAUGCUGCAUGGCUUGUCCAUCGCCGACAAGCCCGCCCCGGCCCAGGCGAUGCACUUUGAUGAUGUCGUCGUGUCACCACCCAAAUCCCCCUCGGCUCCCAUCAUUGUGAGCUCCGCAUCGGCCCCCAGGCCGCAGCCCGCCUCCCAGGUCGACCGCCGUCGCCAGGAACACGAGGAUUACAAGCGUCGGAGAGAUGAGGAUCCGGCAUUUGUCCCCAACAGAGGCUCGUUCUUCAUGCACGACCAUCGGCAUGCUGGCCCUGCCGCCAAUGGCUUCAGGCCGUUUGGCAGAGGCCGGGGAAGGGGUGGCCGCGGCGGAGCCGUCGUCGGCGGCCCCUUUUCUCCCUUCAACAAUCACAUGCAUCACCCGUCAGAUCCGACGACAAACUCGCCAUGGACUCACGACAUGCACGAGGCCGUGGCCGACCCGAUUCCUCGCCGCCCUCGACAGAUUCACAACCAGAGCGAGGGACCGCCCAACGGCAACGGCAUCAUCCCGACGUGCGAGCCUAGUGCAACACCCAUCAACCGGACGCUGUCAACAGAAAAGCACAUUGGCAAUGCUCAGGUCAGGGUUUUCCUGCCGCGCAUGAAGGUACCCGCCGUCUUUCCGGGCAUGCCCGUCAAGCAGUACACCAAGCUGCCUGAUCACCGGCCACCCCUGCGGAGGGACAAGCCUGUCCGCAUCUCCUUGCCGAACCACCCGCCUCGAUACAUCUUCCCGGCACCCGACCGGUCCUUCACCUUCAUCCCGCGUGCCCUGCGGCCCAACCAGCAACGCAUGCGUGGCAAACCCCGGUCUACCUGGGGUGGUUCCGUCGGCGGCUACUCGAGACGCACGAGUGUCUUCGGAGGCGGCAGCUACUAUGCGGGAAGCGUGUACUCUCCAAGCGUCGCCAUGAGCCGAAGGUCGUCGAUCGUUCACGAGCGGGACAUGAUGUUUUCGCCCACGGGUUCGGUCAUGUCGAGACCGCCGAUGCCUGCCGAUGCGGCCAGGCCGGUCGUCCGGCUGCCGCCUGCUCCAGGGCCCGAUAUGCAGAUGCAAAUGCCGGGGCAGCCCGUUGAACCUCUGCCACAGCACGGAACGCCCAUUGCUGUGCAGGAGGCCUCAAUCACUGACCUGCCGCAGCCACAGACGCAUCCUCUUCCGCAGAAGCCAGCCGUCCACGAGAACCGGCCCGCGUCGCUGCCGAUGCAUCAGCCCCGCCCUCAGAAGAACAUCUCCGUCGCGGACAUUGAGCCGCCUGCCUUGCUCCAAGGUCCUCAAGCCUUCCAGCAGCCGUUCCACCAACAGGUUCCUGUGCAAGUGGCCAACGGCCUCGGCCAGGACGCGCAUGGGCACGCACGCCGGCCGUCGUAUCCCUCCCACCACUCGACCGGGACGCCGCUCUCCCAAAUCCCGGAAAGGGCGAUCCAUGCAGCGCCCUUCCAGCCCAAUGCGUACAACCAGCCGCCGUACUACAACCAGGUCUACCAGCCCCAGGGGCAGGCCCAGCAGGGCUACUACUACCCUCCUGGCUAUUCCGGCCCUGCGAUGGGCACGACGGCGGCAGCUCCUCCAUUCGUCCCGGCCGCUGAACACGGCAGCUACACUCCGCAGAACCAGGCAGAGCAGGCUCCGCAAGGCGGCAUGCCCGGACCCACGAGCCUCGUGGCGCAAGAGGUCAAUGGCAUGGUUUAUUACUACGACACGUCCCAGAUGCAGCCUGUCGGUUCCUACCCGCCCUACUCGGCUCCGCAGGCGUUCCAGCCAAGCGUCAUGGGGAUGGGAGGCAUGGUCACGCCGAGCCCGGAUGCAUUUUACUAUCCCCAGCAGGCACCGGGCAUGAUGUACUACCCUCAGUAG